AUGGCCAGCGUCGAUGGAAGCGGCAUUAAGCUUUCUUUUGAAAGUCUCGAGGAGGGGGCGGUCGUCGCUCCAGCCGGCGCCGUCGUCGAGGUCCGGGACGACUGCUCCCGGCGCGCGCAGUGGCUGCGCGCGGCGGUGCUCGGCGCCAACGACGGGCUCGUCUCCACCGCGUCGCUCAUGAUGGGCGUCGGCGCCGUGAAGGACGACGCGAAGGCGAUGGUCCUCUCGGGCUUCGCGGGGCUCGUGGCUGGCGCGUGCAGCAUGGCCAUCGGCGAGUUCGUGUCAGUGUACUCGCAGGUGGACAUUGAGGUGGCGGCGCAGCGGAGGAGGGAGAGGAAGCGGAGGGAGGCGAGCGAGGAGGGGAAGAUGGAAGAGGAGGGGCCGGAGCAGCUUCCGAGCCCGCUGCAGGCGGCGGCUGCGUCGGCGAUGGCGUUCGCGGUGGGGGCGCUGGUGCCGCUGUUGGCGGCGGGGUUUAUAGGGAGUUACAGGGUGCGGCUGGGAGUGGUGGCGGCGGCGGCGAGCGCGGCUCUGGUGGCGUUCGGGUGCGUGGGUGCUUUGCUGGGGAAGGCGCCGGUGGCGAGGUCGUGCGCUAGAGUGGUGGCGGGCGGGUGGGCGGCCAUGGCGGUUACGUUUGGGCUCAUGAGGCUCGUGGGCGCUAAAGCGCUUUGAGCGUUACAAUCACUAAUCAUCGUUAUUAUGAAGUAAUAAGGCAGAUCUUAAUAUAAAAAAAAAUACUAAGAUUAUAUUUGAAAAUGGAGUUGCAUAAUUAUAUAUGUAGAAAAAUCAAUGCUCCCAUGAACGUCUCAACUGAGAAAUUGUAGUUUUAAUCACUAUUGCAU
Messenger RNA from Zingiber officinale, 839 nucleotides. Its product is annotated as vacuolar iron transporter homolog 1-like. The transcript has a single exon. The record is from RefSeq and is a predicted model, not a curated record. Gene Ontology annotation, molecular function: manganese ion transmembrane transporter activity; iron ion transmembrane transporter activity. Gene Ontology annotation, biological process: intracellular manganese ion homeostasis. Lineage: Eukaryota; Viridiplantae; Streptophyta; Magnoliopsida; Zingiberales; Zingiberaceae. The coding region runs from base 1 to 669 and encodes 222 amino acids. Gene Ontology annotation, cellular component: membrane.